Messenger RNA from Mycena citricolor, 1192 nucleotides. The record is from the annotation of a GenBank genome assembly. NCBI's taxonomy places the organism in Eukaryota, Fungi, Basidiomycota, Agaricomycetes, Agaricales, Mycenaceae.
UCGCCCCCAGCAGUGACAGCACGAGUCACUUGGAAUUCGAAUCGGAUUGGAGAGCCAGGAAUAAUGCAGCGCGGGACCAAGCAAGACCAGCCCGCCUGGAGAUCUUGGCUUCAUAAAUCUCCGGUCCGCCUCAUAUGGACCGUGACCAUUGCAUUCUUCUUCAAGCACCCACUCGCACGCGCAAGCCUAUUCGCACAUCACAAAUCACAAAUAAGCCCAGAUGACAAUCUCCAAGUACUCAGCCCACCUUCUAGAGAGGGCAAGUGCGAUGGGGCGGAGAUGCCCGUUUGCUUGGCAUGCGUGGACGCCGAGGAUUUGAUGUGCCAACCACAGAUAUGUCUCAGUCCUCCUUAGUCCGGCUCAGUCCUCUUGGCCAUCCUCAAGGCUGUCUUCGCUCUGAACCCACGCUCAUCACUCGGCAUUUGCCCGUAUCCUCACCUUAGUCUCGCCCUUGGCUUACGUUGACUGUAAAAGCCGCCCGCAUUCCUUGGCGGAGCGCGCCGAACGGGUUUUAGGCUUGGUAAUCUCUGUUCGCUUGGCCAAGAACUAUCAACGUCUUGGCUCUGUGUAUAUUCAUACGCAAUAUAAGCCGCUGUUCGCAGCCCUCUUCCGCCUUGUCCCUCCUCACACCGCCUCCGUGCAAACUCAUCCAUCUUCCCCCAUGUAUCUCCGACUCAGGCAAUACGAAGAUUCCAGCCAGGAUGGCCACUUGGAUGCAGCAUGGGAGAUCGCAGUGACGGUGUCUCUCCUGGCCGUUUUUGCGCUCAUCAUUGGCACUGUCAUCUGGCACCGGCGGAGACAGCAACGAUGGAGGAAGCAGCUAGUGCAAGAGGAGGAGGAGCGGCAGCAGCGGCGAGAACGACGGGCGGCAGCGCGCGAAAAGGCACGGACACCGUCGCCUGUGCUGUCCAUGGCUUCGACUCUAGCCCAGCCGCCGCCUAUGCCUACGAAAGCUUCCGUUGAGUCGGACAUCGGACCUCCCAGAUACUACUGGAACCACCCCUGAGGCAAAUAUCGGCUGGGCAUGGGGCUGGCGACUGCUUGGCACCUUUUCCUGUCUCUGAAGCUUGUGCAUCCUGUGUCGGACCGUCAGACUUCUGCCUUCGUUGGUCGGCUGCCGCGGAAUUGCGGAGACGCAAGUACGUAACAGCGUUUCGUGGAGCGGCUAGAUGCGUACAACUGUCUCUUGGCA